CUUUAGGAAGGCGAAAAAUGAAUUGAAAUCUCAUAAAGGUGUAUUCAGAGCACACUCCAAGUGGCCCGUUAUGAAUGUAUCCUGGCCUAAAGUCGCUCCACAGAUAAGAGCUAAACAUGUAUCGAAACGUGUCACACAGAUGAUGCUGCAGGAAGAGCCCGAAAUAAGCACUCGAUACAUACCUUUAGAUGAUGAAGAUGGCUCGGAAUUUUUAAGCCCGUACGCUAUAAAGCAACAGCUCUCUCGUAUUUCGUCGAAAUUUCCAAAUACAAACAUAACUACUGAAGUCAUUGGUCGUACUGUGGAAUAUAAUGAUUUAGUAUUGAUGAAAAUCAGUGAAAUGAACGAUUUACAAAGACACUUCCGAGCUGAGGACGACAAAUAUGCCGAUGAAGCGCCGCAAAAGAAAAUAGUGUUCAUUGUUCAUGGUUUAAGUGUUAUGGGAAUAAGUUCAAUAGACUGCCUCUCGCAUGAUAAGGGAUUUACUAAGUUGUUGUCCUAUUACUUGACACAUUUAGAUAAUUUCGACAUAUUUCUGAUUCCACUGGCUAAUCCUGACGGUUUUACGGCCUCACAACAUAAAACAAUAUGGAACAAGAACGUCUCACCACAGAACGCUUGUCCUGGAGUAAACAUCGAUCGUAAUUUUGACGUCGCCUGGAACAGUUCGAACAUCAUUUCAUCUUGUAGCCAGCAGUACCCAGGGACAUCGCCUUUCUCUGAAGCAGAGUCCAGGGCGAUAAGGGACGUCUUUCACAAAUACGGCCAUAAAAUCGUUGCGUAUAUGCAUGUACACGCUGGAUCCUAUGCACCCUCUAUUUAUAAGGGGGAGGCAGUUCUCUAUCCAAGAGGAUUCUCAGAAGCACAAUUAGAUGACGACAAAUACAUAGAUCUGAAGGGAGAUAUCGAUGAAGCGAUGCGCAAUGCCAGUUUCAAAGCAGUCUCAGUGACCGUGGACACUUUACACAAUUGGUAUGGGAGGGUUUUUGGUUCAAGUGUGGAUUAUGCUUCUACGAUCUAUGGUAUCCCGUUUUCUCUAGAGCUCGUGAUGCAGCUGUAUGACAAACAUAUAUUUGACACAGUAGAAUUGUAUGAAGAAUCGGCGCUAUCUCAGGUUUGGAGCCGAGUCAUUGACGUUAUAUUUACGCAUAUAUGGCGGCAUAUUCAUGAAACUGAUACAUAAAUUUCAUAUACAAAUCUGUGUUUUACUA
Pieris napi is the source of this 1211-nucleotide messenger RNA. Its product is annotated as carboxypeptidase B-like. The record is from RefSeq and is a predicted model, not a curated record. Gene Ontology annotation, molecular function: zinc ion binding; metallocarboxypeptidase activity. The transcript is spliced from 7 exons. Lineage: Eukaryota; Metazoa; Arthropoda; Insecta; Lepidoptera; Pieridae. Gene Ontology annotation, biological process: proteolysis. The coding region runs from base 71 to 1183 and encodes 370 amino acids.